CUGGACGGAUGCGGAAAAACAGCAGCUUGCAGAUGCGGUGGAAGAGAGUUAGAAGAUGGGCGUUCUGGACACUGUUGCCUUCACGAGGACUAUCCGAAGAGUGCAACUUGGAAUCCAGUAGCCGUCGAUUAUUUCGCCACUAGUUCAAUAGAACGACCACCAUCAUGACUGCUGUUGUUAGGGAUUCUGCCCGAGUCCCAGUAAGAGUUGCUGGUGAUGGCAUGGAAACAGAGAAAACGCCAUCUACCUUAGAAGUCAGUACAGAUACGCUGCCUUCAGGUCUGGCAGCCGUUCCUGUCAAGGCAGCAAGCCCCAAACACAACCCCAAGUCUUCCAUUCCUCCUCCCCCUAUUGCCCCACAACCUCUUGGUGUGCUCCAUCUGGGCAAGGUGAGUAGGGAGGCCUGCACGGAGGUUGAGGCCGUAAGAAUCAUCAUUCCCAGAGCUGCCAUAAGCAGGAAUAGCAGGGUAACUGAGGCGAAGGGAGACUCUGGACAUCAGGUGGAAGAGCGAAGUUCAUCCCCGCAGCCAUCGGUGGAUGAUUGGCGAGGACAGCUAGAGAAGCUUCAGAACUCUGAACGCAGGCUGCUACAAGACAAGGAAGGUCUUUCCAAUCAACUGCGUGUGCAGACAGAGGUGAACCGCGAGCUCAAGAAACUUCUGGUGGCAUCCAUGGGUGAUGACCUUCAGUACCAAUUUGAGCGUCUUGCGCGUGAGAAGAAUCAUCUGAAUUUGGAGAACGAGGCUUUGGGUCGAACUUUGUCACAUACAGCGGAGCAACUGGAGCGUAUGAGUAUACAGUGUGAUGUCUGGAGGAGCAAGUUCCUGGCCAGCAGAGUCAUGGCAGAAGAGCUGACAAAUUCCAGAACAGCUCUGCAGCGUCAGACCAGAGAGGCACAAGUAGCCAUUCAGGACCUAUUGUUGGAAAGAGAGGAGUUCUCAAGGGAAAUGGUGCUCACUCACAGAUCUCUGGAGCAGCUCCUGGUGUCUCUGCAGUGGGGCAGACAGCAGACCUACUACCCCAGCGCACAGCCGCUCAGCACAGGAGAGUUGGCGGCAGCCAAUCACAAGUUAGCAGAUGCCAUCAACUCUCACCUGUUAGGCAGCAUUGUGGUCAACGGCAGCAGUGCGACAGCUGAUCAGCUUUGUAACACACCAGCAGAAAAGAUGGCUGAGAAGGUUUUGAAAAUUUUAGAUCCCAUCUCCUGCACAGAAAACAAGGCAGAUUCUUCACUUAAUGACUCAUCCCCUUCAAACUUUCUGAGCAAUAAGAGCAUUGGCAGGUUCCACCCAUACACUCGCUAUGAGAACAUCACUUUCAACUGCUGUGAACGCUGCUCCGGAGACAUCCUCGUGCUGUAGAUGAGUGUCAUCAUUUCAAUCUGGGACAGCACAUCACCAUGCAUUCUAAAAGACCAUAUAGUAUUUUGACAGUGGCCUGCUACAUCCUUUAGUCCCCCACCCCAAAAAAUGAUACAAUUAAUAUUUUUAGCCAAUUAUUUAUAGUAUCAAAAUGUCUGCUUUUAAAUAAUUGCCUGUCAAGCUCUGUAUUGAUACUUUGUCUUCAAUCACAUUGGUACAUUUUCUAUAUUGAGUGCUGCAGGAAUGGGAGAAAUUGUAUGUUUUUGACCAUCCUCCUCUCAUCACAGGACUUCUGUGAGAAUUUGAUGUUUUUUUUUUUUUUUUUUUAAUUCAAGAUUUGAUUUUGUCUUUGGAUGAAAAAAACCCUCGUGUCCCAAUUCAUGAUCUUUGAAUUAUUUAUGAUAGGUGUAUUGAUCCUGAUCAGGGAUAAUCUGUGAACAUUUGUGAUCAUGUUUUGGAAUUAUUUUUGGAUACUGAAAAAUGUUUACUCACAGCAGUUAAAAAUAUUUUUGCUGCCAUUUCAGAAAGUUCUUUUUUAACUGUAAGACGCAACCUCCAAGUUUUACAUUUGUUCAUAUUUAAACUGCAUUGGACUAAAAAAAUGCAAAUUUCCACUUUGUAUUAUGGGCUAUUUAAAGCAAAUGACGUGCAGCUCAUUAGCCUGUAAAAAUCCACAAAUAAGGUGUACUGGGCUAUAAGCCGCAGGUCUCAAAGGGUGGGGGGAAAAAUUCGCUGCCUAUAGUUUGAAAAUUACAGUAUAUCUAAUGACCUACUGUUAUGUGUAGGACACUUAAACUUGUAUUUAUCUUGUUGUGUUUUGUGUGUCUGAGCGGGGGUCAAAAGACUGGACGCGGUUAUGUUUUUUUUUUUUGGGUGGGGUGUAUUUUAAUAAAGACCAAAGUUCUUCUGUACAAACCGUCUGUUGAGAAGAUUCUUUACAGAAAAGAAACCGGAAUACCCCAGAACUACAGUGUAUCCAUGAUUUUGUUCACUUUAAUGACAUUCUUGCAAAUGUAGAUGUGAGACAAUUUGUCC
Molecule: messenger RNA, 2396 nt
Organism: Corythoichthys intestinalis (scribbled pipefish)
Lineage: Eukaryota; Metazoa; Chordata; Actinopteri; Syngnathiformes; Syngnathidae
Gene: blzf1
Product: basic leucine zipper nuclear factor 1
Exons: 7
Coding region: 165-1361 (398 amino acids)
Biological process (GO): Golgi organization; Golgi to plasma membrane protein transport
Cellular component (GO): Golgi membrane
Source: RefSeq, a predicted model, not a curated record